This is a messenger RNA of Tetrapisispora phaffii CBS 4417, 789 nucleotides long. RefSeq names its product 1-(5-phosphoribosyl)-5- ((5-phosphoribosylamino)methylideneamino)imidazole-4-carboxamide isomerase HIS6 (gene HIS6). The transcript has a single exon. Gene Ontology annotation, biological process: L-tryptophan biosynthetic process; L-histidine biosynthetic process. Bases 1 to 789 code for a protein of 262 amino acids. The record is from RefSeq and is a predicted model, not a curated record. NCBI's taxonomy places the organism in Eukaryota, Fungi, Ascomycota, Saccharomycetes, Saccharomycetales, Saccharomycetaceae. Gene Ontology annotation, molecular function: 1-(5-phosphoribosyl)-5-[(5-phosphoribosylamino)methylideneamino]imidazole-4-carboxamide isomerase activity. Gene Ontology annotation, cellular component: cytoplasm.
AUGACGAAAUUUGUUGGCUGCAUCGACUUACAUAAUGGACAAGUGAAACAAAUCGUUGGAGCUACUCUCACGCAGAAGGAGUCAGAUGUGCCAGUCACCAAUUUCGUCUCUAAUAAACCAUCUUCAUAUUUCUCAAGACUAUACAAGGAUAAUAAUAUUGAGGGUUGCCAUGUAAUUAAAUUGGGUCCAAAUAAUGAUACUGCUGCGUUAGAGGCUUUGAAACAGUCGCCUAACUUUUUACAAGUAGGAGGUGGAAUUAAUGAUUCAAAUUGUUUAGAAUGGUUACAGUAUGCAAGCAAAGUGAUUGUCACCAGCUGGCUUUUUGACGACAAUGGUAAGUUUCUAAUGGGGAGAUUACAAGAACUGUCCAGUAAAUGCGGUGCCGAUAGGAUCGUAGUCGAUCUGAGUUGUAGAAGAACUAGUGAUACAAAAUGGAUUGUUGCAAUGAACAAAUGGCAAAAAUUAACGGAUUUAGAAUUGAACGAGGAAACAUUUAUAGAAUUGAGUCAAUAUACUGACGAGUUUCUGAUACAUGCAGCAGAUGUAGAAGGCCUAUCUAAUGGAAUUGAUGAGGCUUUGGUGGAAAAAUUAUACCAAUGGACUAAGAACAUUGCAAAACCUCUAAAGAUUGUAUAUGCAGGUGGAGCAAAAUCCGUUACCGAUCUUGAUCUUGUUAAUAGGCUCAGUAAAGGUAAAGUUGACUUAACUUACGGUAGUUCACUAGAUCUAUUUGGUGGUAAUCUAGUUAAAUUUGAUGAUUGUUGUGCAUGGAAUAAUUCACAUAAAUAG